UUAAGGGAGGGAUGACAUUUUGACGUGGAUGAAACCACGGGAAAGAUAAGAAUAUUCCAGGCAGGGAUCAAGAACGGCGACAACGGAUAAUGACUGGCUUUGUUUUAGAUUUAAGAAAAACACCAGAGCAACGUUCUUAAGUUGACGUGGCUUUGAGGUCUUUUAUUUUCAAUCUGUGGGUCAAUCAACCAUAUUUGCGAGCGAUUCAAACGGUUGAUUUAAUCCUGAUGAAAUGUUAUCAUUUCAUUCAUGGGGAAACUGGGAAAACAGAAGGGACGGCUCAGCCUGCCCCUUCUUCUAAGUCCAAGAGAAACAACAGAGAGGUUGUCGUUCAUUUGAGAAGCUGAUUUGGUCCUGCGGGGAGGACACAGCUCGGUGCCCAAGGACAUCAGAAUAAGGAUUCCUGCGACCAACUGACUCCUCCAUCGUCCACCAUGAUGGUCCUCCUUCCUUCCCUCCUUCUUAUCCUUGCCUGCCUGUCAGGAUCCAUCGGCGAUGAAGAUCUCCAGAAGAAGGUCUUUGUUUUCCCGUCCGCUAACAAGAAGGCCGCCGUGCAGGUGAACGUCUCCCUCCCACAGCGCCCCUUGACCAACUUCACCGUGUGCCUGAGGUUUAACCCCCUCCAAAUCCGUCCCUAUGCCCUCUUCACUUACUCCACCAAGACCAAAGCCAAGGAUUUCCAGAUCAUAAAGUACAGCCCCAGCCAGUUCAACCUUGUAAUAGGUGGGAUGACUCAAAUUAUUACUCCCCCGAAGGCGUCACAUUCGGUGUGGGAGCACAUCUGCGUGGCCUGGAACUCCACCACUGGAGUGGUCCACUGUUGGCACAACGGCGAGCUUCUCCCGCGCUUCGUGAUGAGAAAGGGUUACAAGAUGAGUUCAAAUGGGACCGUCUUUUUGGGGCACGACCGCGAUUCCUGGGGGAAGAAAGAUUGCUUUGUGGGCGAAAUGGCGGAUGUCAACAUGUGGCUACACGUCUUGAAACCCGAUGAAAUUCAUUCGGUUAGGAAAAACGAGGAGGUCCCCAAUCCCGUGGUCAGCUGGAAGGCCCUGAAUUAUACCACUCAGGGUGUCCGUGUGGAAGAGGCUUUGCACGAGGUUGUCUGAGUUUCCGAAGUGUAAGCCCUGCGUUUGACAAAGGAGAAACACAAGGGAAACGAAAGCCGUUUUCUUUGGGUGGGUAGAAAUAUCUGUAGUUGCAAAUAGCUGAAGUAGAUCGUGAUUGAGUUUGUAGAAGCAAUAAAAUUAGCCGCUUAUUCAUGCUACAGUCGAACGUUUCUUUUAUUCUUUUUUUUCCCCAACUGGAAAAGGAAUCCCAAGAAUGCAGGUGGUCCUCAACUUACGACAGUUCAUGGAGUGGGCGUUCGAAAUUACAACGGCACUGAAAAAAGGGACGAAUGUGGCAAACGAAGUCGUAAGACGGG
This is a messenger RNA of Thamnophis elegans (Western terrestrial garter snake), 1423 nucleotides long. Its product is annotated as C-reactive protein-like. The coding region runs from base 435 to 1106 and encodes 223 amino acids. NCBI's taxonomy places the organism in Eukaryota, Metazoa, Chordata, Lepidosauria, Squamata, Natricidae. Gene Ontology annotation, biological process: innate immune response. Gene Ontology annotation, molecular function: complement component C1q complex binding. The transcript is spliced from 2 exons. The record is from RefSeq and is a predicted model, not a curated record.